Molecule: messenger RNA, 1937 nt
Organism: Amphimedon queenslandica
Lineage: Eukaryota; Metazoa; Porifera; Demospongiae; Haplosclerida; Niphatidae
Product: ubiquilin-1-like
Exons: 18
Coding region: 7-1803 (598 amino acids)
Biological process (GO): ubiquitin-dependent protein catabolic process
Cellular component (GO): cytosol
Molecular function (GO): polyubiquitin modification-dependent protein binding
Source: RefSeq, a predicted model, not a curated record
UGUUGAAUGGAGGUGUGUUCAUACCAAAGUCAUACCAAAAUGGCUGAUCAAGAAGAAUCAAAGAUAACAGUCCACGUCAAAUCUACCAAGCAGAAGAUAGAUAUUGAUAUACUCUCGUCCGAAAGCGUUGGAAAGUUAAAGGAAAUGCUUAAAGAAAAGCUUGGCGACGAGAACAAAGGUGAACUGUGUUUGAUAUUUGCUGGAAAGAUACUGAAGGAUGAGGAAACUUUGGAAUCACAUGGACUCGUCAAGACUGGUUUAACAGUCCAUUUAGUGAUAAGACCAGGAAAGGCCCAAGGUUCUGCUGCUACUCCUGUUGGUCAGAAUAGUGGAACGUCAACAAAUUCAUCUACUGCCCCUAGUGAAGCUGGGACUGGUGGGGGGAGUGGCCUGCCUCAAGCCCCGCCCCUAAAUCCAUUUGCAAUGUUUGGUGGAGGAGGAGCUGGCUUACCUGGUGACAUGCAGGGUCAGAUGCAACAGCUGAUGGCUAAUCCUGAGAUGAUGCGCCAGAUCCUUGAGUCACCAAUGAUGCAGAGUUUUAUGUCAAAUCCUGAUGCUUUACAAAGUGUGCUAACUAGUAAUCCACAGAUGCAGCAGCUAAUGGAGCGUAAUCCUGAGCUCUCUCAUAUACUGAACAAUCCUGACCUGAUGAGACAGGCAAUGGAGAUGGCCUCAAAUCCCAGUGCCAUGAGGGAGCUGAUGAGAUCACAGGACAGGCAGUUAUCUAAUAUUGAAAGUCUCCCUGGUGGCUUCAAUGCAUUGGCUAGGAUGUACUCUGAGAUACAGGAGCCUAUGAUGGAUGCUGCUCAAGAGACACUUCAACAGCAAAUACAGAACAAUCCUUUUGCAGCUUUGUUCCAAGGACAGCAAAAUCCUCCACAGCCUGACCCUGCUGCUCCACCAGGCACUACUAACACUAGUCCCCUGCCUAAUCCUUGGGGUGGAGCUACUGGAGGAAGCAAUUCUGGAAAUCAGAGUUCUGGAUCAGGCAACAACACUGGUGGUAGUGGGAGUGGUCAAAAUGCAGCCACGCCUCUUGGUGGGAGUGGUCAAGCUAAUUUAUUGGCUCAGAUGAUGGCUGGAGCUCAAGCUGGAAGUGGUGGUGCCUCUGGUCCCCCUAGUGGUCUGAGCAUGCUCUCAAACCCCGCCUAUCGGGAGAUGUACAUGCAGACCAUGCAGAACCCACAGACCCGUCAGAUGAUGCUACAGAUGAUGAGGAACCCUGCCUUCAUGCAGCAAAUGAUGCAAAACCUUCCGCCGAGUCUGAGACAAUCAGUGGGCAAUGAUCCUGAAGCACUCUCAAGAAUGGUACAACAGUCCGAACAUAUGCUGAAUAAUCCACAGAUGCUAGAGAUGAUGUCUAAUCCUCAGGCAAUGGAAGGGAUGAUGAGGAUGAUGGAAGGAUAUCAGCAAAUGGUCAAUGCUUCUGGUUCUGGAGCACCCAAUCUCCUUGGAGGUCUUGGAUCAACAGCUAGCAAUCCUUCAAGCACCACUUCAGGCUCUACCACUCCUGCUCCUCCCCCUGGGGCUGGAAUGGCACAAUUACUACAGAUGCUCUCAAGCCAAUCAGCCACUGGAGCUAACCAGAGUCCUUCAACUAGUGCUGAUACUACAGGAGGAGGGGGAGGAGGAGGAGGAGGGGGAGAAGAGCUGUCACCUGAAGAGAGACUUGCUCGUCGUUACCGAGUUCAGUUAAAUAUACUAGAAGGAAUGGGCUUCCUGGAGAGAACAGCUAAUUUACAAGCUCUGAUGGAGGCUAAUGGGGAUAUCAACACGGCCAUUGAUAAGCUAUUGAAUGGUUAGAGGUCAAUUGAACUUGUUCAGCUGUGCAGUGCCUUUAAUAUUAAUUUAUUAUUAUUGUGUAAAAAAGUUGUUUGUUGCUAAACGUCAAUAAAUAUUUCUCUUGUUGUUGUUAUAAUCUUAUUAUUAUUAAUUAA